Molecule: messenger RNA, 2103 nt
Organism: Peniophora sp. CBMAI 1063
Lineage: Eukaryota; Fungi; Basidiomycota; Agaricomycetes; Russulales; Peniophoraceae
Source: the annotation of a GenBank genome assembly
AUGGGAAAGAAGAACGCCACUGCCCAGCAAACCAAAGCCGCCGCCAAAGCGGCGAAAAAGGCCAAGGCUGAAGCGAAGACGGCGCGCACUCAGACGAAGAAGGUGAAGGGCAAGAAGGGAAAGGGCGAUGACGCGGAGGAUGAGCAAGAUCUCGAGCGCAUACUCGAAGACAUGCGGAAAGAGUACGAAGCCGCGCAUGCAGUGUCCGAGGAAGUCGCGGCCGGUCCACCCAGCCGACGUGCAAACGCGACGCUCACGCCCUGCCCGAAUGGCAAUCACCUGUGGUGCAUCGGCGGCGAGUUCUUCGGCGAGGAUAAGAAGGCGUACUUUUACAACGAUGUCUUUCGCUACACCCCCGAGAAGGAUGAGUGGCGCAAGUUCAUCUCUCCGACGUGUCCCGGCCCCCGCUCAGCGCAUGCCGUCGUGGGCUCUCCCGCGGGAGGUGGCAAGCUGUAUCUAUUCGGUGGCGAGUUCUCGUCUCUCUUCCAAAAUACAUUCCAUCAUUACCGUGACUUCUGGGUCUUCGACAUCACUAGUCAUGCUUGGGACCGCAUCGACCUCAAGAUCAUGCCCACUGCGCGUUCAGGACAUCGAAUGGCCAUGUGGAAACACUUCAUCAUCCUGUUCGGAGGCUUCAACGAUCCGGGGAUCAUCACAAAAUACCUGAACGACCUGUGGGUAUUCGACACACAAGAGUACAGAUGGACACAGAUAGAGUUCAGGGAAAACGAGAAUCGACCAUCACCCCGAAGCGGAUUCUCUUUCUUACCGACCCCCGACGGAAUUGUGCUUCACGGAGGAUACUGCCUGGAGUACGCGAAGGGUAAACGCCCGGUCGGUAUCAUGCUCGAAGACACCUGGUUUCUGCGGAUAACGAUGGUUACCGGCGAUGCAGCCUCAGCUACGCCCGCUGCUGCACCAGCACCAACAAGCAAGAAGGGGGCCCCAUCGAAGGCUGCCAAGAAUAAACUGCCGUUUACCGUCAAGUGGGAGAAGCGCAAGCGGCCUUCCACCGCCUUUGCACCAUCACUGCGUAGUGGGUGCACGAUGGCUCUAUGGAGCGCGCGGGGUUUAGGUGUCAUGUUUGGCGGCGUCACGGACGAGGACACGGAUGAGGAGAGCUUGCGUAGCGUCUUCCACAACGACCUUUAUGCCUAUCAGCUAGGGCUUGAGAAGGGUAAGUGGUCGUCGCUGCUAUUACGGAAGCCGAAAAGGAAGAAGAGUGGCGCAAAAAAGAAGGCGCAAGCAAAGGCGAACAGGGACUCCGACUCCGACGACGACGCGCCGCCGCCAAUCCCUGCUCCGAGUGCACCUGCAAACGAGGCGACAGAUGAUGAUCCGACAUUGACCACGCCAAUGCCACGGUACAACGCGAUGCUUGCCAUCUUGCGCAACAUGCUCUUCAUAUACGGAGGUAUUUUCGAGCGCGGAUCCCGCGAGUACACCCUGGACGACUUCUACGCUCUCGCAUUGGACAAACUGGAUCGAUACGUAUGUUUGAAGAAGAGUGACCUGCUCAUACCCGAAGGCGAAGAAAGCAGCAGUAGUGGAGAGGACGAUGACGACGAUGACGACGAUAGUAGUACUGAUUCGGAGGCGAGCGAAGGCGGCGAAAGUGUAUCGGCAGAAAAGCGGGACAGAGUUGAGAGUGCACAUGUUCCCGACCAGGAAGAGGUCGAGGAGGUUGUUGAAGAGCACGCGGAGGAGGACAGCAGCGGAAGCGAGGGGAGCGUGGACGGGGACGAGCGUGAUAAGGCGGCGCUCAGGGAAAGAGCUACAGCUUUCAUGGGUGUGUCGAAGGAUACCACCCGCUCAGAAGAGGAUGUCAUCAGCACACCACUUCCUGGCGAGAGACUCGCCGGAUUCUACAGGCGCUCGAAGGAAUACUGGCUUAUGAAGGCCCGCGAGACCACUGACGAUCGCGGCAAGGUAUUGAGUGAACGCGCAUUCCACACUGCCCACAAAAGAUUCGAUGAAUACAAGCCACUUCUCAGAGAGGUCGAGAAGAUAUUAGCGGAAGCCGGUCUGGACGAAGAGGAAAUGAAGCGCGUCGGAGCAGGCAAAGGUGCUGGCGCUCAAGGGCAAAGUCGAAAUAGGCGAUGA